Molecule: messenger RNA, 2658 nt
Organism: Filobasidium floriforme
Lineage: Eukaryota; Fungi; Basidiomycota; Tremellomycetes; Filobasidiales; Filobasidiaceae
Exons: 3
Coding region: 1-2658 (885 amino acids)
Source: RefSeq, a predicted model, not a curated record
AUGUCCAGUGGAGCUGUGCAAAUCGGGAUCAGACCGUUCUCGCGAUACAUCUUCAUCGGCGCCAGGGCUCGAACGAGAAGUUGCGCACCAUGCUGCCCAGCGACCAAAGGUCUGGGAAGGCCUAUACAGCAGGAGUCUAUACGUUGGAGCUCUGUAAAGGUAGCCAGGAUCGAGGAGGACGAAGAGGAUGCGGAAUUCGAUCUGCAAGUUGACGAUCGAAGAUGGGUUCCCGAAGCCAUGUUAGCGGAGGCGAAUCAGCCUUCAAGCUCGCAAGUAGCUCGAGAUAAGUUUAGUGAAAUUGAAGACAUCUUCGAGAGCAUUGCUGCAAGCUCUCUAACGCACGGAGAGCUGGCGGGUCCGCCCACCACAGCGCAGUAUUACUCGGUCGAUGGCGUAUCCAUCGAGGAUCUCAAAGCAGACACCCCUGCACGCAAGACGGCGCUUCUCGCCAUGCAAGCGCUCCGAGCCGACUCCCCUCUAGCCGAUCGUCUUGAGACGAAACACCUCGAAAUCAUCUUCAGCCAGCUCUACGGAGAAGACGUCUUCACUGAACUCCGACAAGUCGAUCAGAAUGCCUCGUCAACAGGAAUGCAACGGAGCCGCAAACAACGUCAGAGAGCACUUCGAUAUUCGCUGGCUCUGCUGUCACAACUACAGACGAUGAGACGACCUAGGACCCAAGAGAUGUAUAGGACCAUCUUGAGGCAUUGUGUGCAUGUCGGGAAACCAGAUAUGGCUGCGGCAGUUCUUGCUGGGUUGGUCGAGGAGUGGAUCCUCGAAGGAAGGGUGGCCGAGGUUGGGGUGGAUACGACGUUGUUCGGAGAAGGAGGGGUACCCGCGGUCCCUCAACAAUCCGCCGGAACAGGAGGCUCAGAGACGGAUGCGACUGCAGCCGAUCUUCAGGUCGCAGCUGUGGAACAGGCGGCUCGGACUAGGCGCAUGAAGCAGAUCAUCGAUGGGUGGUUUGAGGGCGUACGGACCUGGAGAUUGCCAGGAGAAGGGAUGGCCCCAUUGGACAAGCUCAAGCUAUGGCAUCCCAAGACAUUGAAGUUGCAAGAAAAGAUGAAGAAUUUCCCGUUCCCCUCACCGACAUCGCCUCCUUCGCUUGUACCGCCACCGAACGCCGAGAUGCUGGAUAUCAUCAUCUCUUCGUUGACGUACCAUCCGGCCGUUUCAUGGGGAAGUGCAAGAGGGGGAAGGUCGCAAGAUCCCGUCUUGGCGUCCCAGAACCGACCAUAUCGUCGAUCAGCCCGAGCGCUAGCCAUUCUGGGAAACACGAUCCUUUCCCGCACGCUACCUGUUACGGCGCUCAAAUCGCUCUUUCAAGCUAUGCGGAAAAUGUCGAUCGAGGUUCCCGUCUACCCGACCACAAUAAAAUGGCAAAGGAUUCCGAUCGCUAAUCGAUCCGAGUUCAGCGCGGGAACACAUAUUCACGCCGCGUUGAUGUCGCUGCUGUGGUCGCCUCCUUCGCUCAACUUUCCGCAUGGACGAUGGGCGUCUUACCGGCUACCGCCUUUGACAUUGACUUCCACUCGAGUCUUGCUGCACUAUGCAGUCAAGGCCUUACCGAGCGGAGCGACGAUUGUCAACUUUUUUCGGCAUAUCAAGUCGGCAUUUGGGAUCGGGAUGCUGAGCAAGGAAAAGCUCGGUCCGCCAGUUGACGAGCAAGCGGGACAUUGGAAAGGAUUCUUUCGGGUCAACAAGAUCGACGAACAGUUGCAGGUCAUGGAGCGGAACGCCGGAUCGGUGGAGAUCCCCGAGCCUCCGCUCAAGGAUGAGGACGUCAUUUUCAAGCUGCGGCUUAUUCAGGAUGGAAACAAGGCCGAGAUCGAAUCGAUCGUCUACAAGGCCUUCCCUUUCCUGGACGUGCAUAAUUAUCGAACUUUACCGAAAGAUGCGGAUUAUGCCAUUCUGCAUCGGGAACAGCACCGGCGGACGAGAUUGGCCGGAAUGGCGAAACGCCGGUCGCCCUGGAUCUUCGUUGCCUGCCUAAAUGCUCUGCAACGAACCAGAAGCACGCCACUCGCCGAGCGACUAUAUCUCUUGGCUUUGCGAGCUGAACAGGAUUCGGCGCGGCCAUCCGGAGGCGUCCGAAAGGAAUCGAGUGAUCCGGACACCUGGUUCCUGCCAAUCGAGGGGCAUACAGCCAUGUUGCAACUCUAUUCACAAGAGCAGCGAGACGGGCUGUCAAGCAAUUCGGCGAAACAGUCCAGCAGCCCGUUCCGAGGGCUAGACUAUAACAAAGCUGUCGGGAUGACUUCCACCAAGAGUCUUAUCACCCCUCAGCUCGCGGCGUGGCAGUCUGCUGGGUCAAUCGUUCGAUACGUACUAGACGCUGCAGCACAACUGAAGCUCGAUCAGGCUGAAAUUCAAACGAUGAAACAGAAGUCGUCCGAUUUCGAGUGGAGCAUUCGGUCACCACCUCUUCCUGAUAGCGAGCUCUUGUCGUUGGCAAUACGGAUGAGUGCGAAUCAGUUGACGGCCUGGUCUCAAGGCAAGACUUCCCCGGAGGAGAUCAACCGGAUCGGCAGGAUGAUCACCAGGAUUUACAAUGCUAGUAACGAUUACCAGGUCAAAUUGCCCAGAUCGACCUGGAACGAUCUAACGAAUAUACGACGUGAAGCAAGGCAGGCUUCUAACUCCCUCAGUCCUUCGUAA